This is a messenger RNA of Cylindrotheca closterium, 1821 nucleotides long. Lineage: Eukaryota; Bacillariophyta; Bacillariophyceae; Bacillariales; Bacillariaceae. The record is from the annotation of a GenBank genome assembly.
AUGGCACCCUCCACGCCAGAAGAAAUUGCUGCCCAACAUGCCGAAGCAGUUCGAUUAGUUGAAGAGGGACUCCAAUGUGCGCCUCGACAAGAGCUAGGAGAAAUUCCUGGUCCUGACAAACAAACACCUACCACGGAAUUGUUGCAACCACCACCGACAGAAGGGGAGGAAAAGAAAUCCUCGGCACCCGAAGACUUAUUAUUGAACCCAGUCUGUUUUACGACUCGUGGUAGUAUGGAUGUCACUUCGAUUCAAAAGCUGGUACAAGAAGGUUACAAUCUAAAUUACAGAAAGGACAAUCCAGAAAGACCUCCUCUUUCUCCCACCAACUACUGGGAUCCAAGAAACGCUUUCAAACAAAAUGUCACAAUUACACGUCCCUCGCAUGAUGCCUGGGGAAUUCAAAAGAUUGUCUUGUUGUUUUGUGACGAUUUUGCGACCAAAAUUUUCCAACUUCCCUGGUGGAAAGACUUUGAGCCGUCCAUCAAACCGAUUCUGGACAUGGUCUUGCCGGUUGAUGGAACCUUGAUUAGAGCCUUGUUCGCCAGUCUGCCGCCAGGUGUGACCAUUCCGGUACAUCAUGAUACGGGUGAAUGGGUCAAGCGUACUCAUCGAGUGCAUGUUCCCAUUUUGGUAAACGACCCCUCGAAGGUUCUGUUUCGAUGUGGCCCUACAGUCGAAACCAUGCAACGAAUUGAUUGUUUACCCGGUCAUAUGUUUGAAAUCAACAACCAAGCCAAACAUGCGGUCAGCAAUUGCGAUUCAGACCACCGAGUCCAUUUGAUUGUGGAUUACAUUCAUGGACCGGGACCCAAGCGCACCCUUUUGGAGGCUGGCGAGAAGAUCGUCCAAUCCCGUCGGUCGAUUGACCGAUUGAAAGAUAUGGAUUCCCGGCCGACGCCGUCCUAUAUCAUUUUGGGAGCCCAAAAAGCAGGAACGACUUCUCUCUACGACUAUAUCAAUCAACAUCCCUGGGUGAUUAAAGCAAGGCGACGGGAGACUCACUGUUUAGAUUGGCGAUGGAAUGACAAGUUGAAAACAACCAAGAAACAAUUGGAGUUUUGUCAAAAGUUUUUCUAUACCGAGGAAUUGCGGUUACGACCCUCAUGUCUGACGGGAGAUUCCACUCCCAGCUAUCUAUUGGACAGUCGUCGAGUCAUUCCACGCCUGAAGGCAGUAUUCAACUGGAAGAUGAGAUUGUUUGUUAUGGUGCGAGAUCCAGUCAAGAGGGCCCUAUCACAUUAUGCCAUGGUGACUUCGUCGGAGGGGACGGAAGCCCAAUUGAAAACAAGAGGAUCCGAAUGGAGAGGCAAAACUUUCCGACAAGUAAUUGACGAUGAAUUGGUCAAGAUGCAAGAGUGUGGAUUGGUGCCGUAUUGGGACACCAAAGAAGGUGUGACGGAUAUGGAGCUAUUUAACAAAUUCAGUGGGAGCCCACUCGAAACGAAAGCAUGGGAUUUGUAUUUGCAGAAGCAUGUCCCACUCAACACGGGUUCGUAUGGGCUUUUGACACGCGGUUUGUACGUGUUGCAAAUAAGACCUUGGUUGGAAGCCUUUGACGCAGAUCAUUUAUUGGUGCUAAAGCUGGAGAGUAUGAAACAAAAGGGUGUUCAAUCCACAAUGAGUCAAGUGUGGGAGCACUUGGAUUUGCCGAAUCAUCCCGUAGAUGACGAAACUCCAAAGAAUACGCGGGAGUAUCAACCGAUGGAUCCAGACACUCAAAAGUAUUUACAAGCCUUUUUCGACCCACACAACAAGCAGCUAGCAUCAGUUCUACAGAGUGAUUCUCUAGAAUGGAACAAUCCAUGGCCGUAUGAAUAA